Prorocentrum cordatum is the source of this 711-nucleotide messenger RNA. The record is from the annotation of a GenBank genome assembly. Lineage: Eukaryota; Dinophyceae; Prorocentrales; Prorocentraceae.
AGGGGCGCCCCCGCCGCCCCGCCGGCGGCCCCGCGGCGCCCCCGCGGCGCCCCGCGGCGCCUCCCCCCGCCAUGGCGCUCCCCGAGACGAUGCGGGCCGUGGUGGCGGAGGGAGGCCGGCUGGUCGUCCGGAGGGUGCCGGUGCCGAAGCCCAGCGACAGCGAGGUGUUGGUGCGCGUGCACGCGACUGCGGUGAACCGCGACGACACGCUGCAGCUCAGGGGCGACAGCCCGCUGCCGCCAGGCACCACCGACGUCCUCGGGCUGGAGAUGGCCGGCACGGUGGUCGCAGGGGGCUUCGGAGACUGGAAGCCUGGCGACAGGUGCAUGGCGAUGGUAGGCGGUGGCGGGUACGCCGACUACGCCCUCGUGCCGGAAGGCCUCCUGAUGCGGGUGCCGAAGAAGGGCCUGGACCUCCCCUCGGCCGCGGGCAUCCCCGAGACGUGGCUGACCGCCUUCUCGCUGCUGCACCAGAUGGGGAGACCUGGCGCAGGCGACUUUGUGCUCGUCUACGCCGCCGGCUCCGGCGUCGGCACGGCCGCCAUCCAGCUGGCCAGCGCGCACGGCGCACACGUCAUCGCCACCGCUGGCUCCGAGGAGAAGCUGGCGACCGCCAGACGGCUCGGGGCCACGGCGUGCUUCAACUACAAGGAGGGCCCGUUCGCGCAGGGAGUGUUGGACGCGACCGGCGGCAAGGGAGUGCCGCGCCUAG